GUCACAACAUGUAAAUGGAGGAAUGUUGGCGCUUUCUGGAUGUUUUUAGAGAGUAUAAUGAGCGCAACAGAGGACCCUCCAUCUGUCGAAUCAAUUGUUAGACAACCAUGGACUUGAGGCUGACAGAUGCUCUGGGUGGCGGUGGAGGUGCUGUACCAGGUGGAGCUCCUGCCGAUGCUUUGCUGAAGAGAGACUUUAUGAGCGCACUGGAGAAGGAGAGCUAUGACGACAAGGUGGGAGAGAAAAUGUCCAAAAGUGACUACCGACCUCUCUUAGACGGAAAGGACAACAAAAGUGGGUCCGGCAUGAUGUCAUCAAUGAUGCAAACAGGUGGACGUCCAAACCCAGCUGGACAGCCGACAUUCACCUCUGACUACUUAUCUGGUCCUAUGGUCGGCGGAAUGACGGAUCAGUGGGGACAGAACAAGACUAAGGACAGCAGCAUGCCUGACUCGUCUUUAGGAUUCCCUUCAUCUGGAAUGAGUGGGACCAUUGGGUCAAGCAUGCCACCACCGUUCCAAACUGGUGUCAACUCGGGUCUUGGCGGGUUGGGCAAAGCUUUGGACACUCAGAAGACCUGCGGUCUGGUUGGCUCAGAGCCCCAAAACAUUAGUAACACCAGUGGGAACAACCCGUUCAAAACCAGUGAUCCCUUUUCUUCUGGCGCUCCCGGGAACCAAAGUUUGACUCACAGUCCAGCUCCCAUCCUCUCUCCCAGCGGCUCAGUGGACGACAGCAGCCCCACCUCCUCCACUUCCGAACACCUCAGUCCUAAGCACUUUGGACCGGGGUGUGAGGCCGGCAAGCAACAGCAAAGACGGAAGAAGAAGAAGAGGAAGGGCAGUGACGAGGUGCACAGCAUCUUGAAUAGCCGGGACGAUAACGGCCAGUAUGACAAACGUGGGUCACAGGAUAAGGGGGAACAGUGGGUAGAGGAUGAUGAGGAAGAUAAUUGGGAGUGGGGAGUCAGAGACGGUGGAGCAGGGGGUAGAGUCAGAGGCAGGAAAUCUAAGAGUCGGGCAAGACUACCGGAGGAGUGGGGCGCGCCGCAGAAAGCAACGUCUCUUACUUCCGAUGCAGUGGCUCCUACCUGGGCUACAGUAGCAGACAAAGACCCUUUGGACUCCGACGCUCGGAAUUCCAAAGACAGUCAAGGUUUUCCCUCCAUGCAAAUACCGACAAGUUUCAACGAUCACUCCCGCAGUGUUCUAGCAACAGAGUCAUCGUCACGCUCCAAUGAGCCCCUGAGUGUUGAUUACCCGGCCAUGUCUACCAAUGACUGGCAAAAUGUGACCAGCAAACCUCAACCUGUUAUCAGCUCAGCUGGCAACACUGCCAGCAAGAGUAGCGUGGCCGGGGUCGUUAGGGAUGAUUUAGCAUUAUUGACAGGGGACAAUCUGAGCCCAGUCUCCCAGACAUUCUCUUUUCUCGAUUCAGUCCUCCAAACCCCACCAAGUUCUACUCCUGACUCACAGAACCCCACCCCUAUCACCAACACCCCCUCUCUUGCCUUGGCAGCCUUGUCCACAUCAGCGGAAGCAGAUAUCCCUUCUUCACAGACUACAGUUUUUUCACCCUCACCUGUCAAAGAAACCCAUCGUCCCAAAACCACGUUUGAAUCAGUCCUCAACGCUGAUGCUAAGCCCUUUGUCCCCUCCACCUCACUCAUGUCCUCCACAAGCUCUCUACCUGCAGCCACUACGGCCGUUAGUGCAUUACCGUCCUUCGGUAAUGGUGGCACUGAAUUUACACAACUUAGUUGUCCUCCUACCACAAACAGUGAAAUCGCUAAACCUCCGUCACCAGACACUGUCCCCAAAGCUGCCGGCACUCUCCCUUUUUCCACCACACCUGCAGUCCCUCCCUCUCUCCUUGCACACUCCAAGAACCAGGAGUCUGCAUCGCCACUGCUCCCCCCAUUGGAAGGUUGGUGAACUACAGGAAAGACUAAAUAACAUGGGGCUAUAGCAAACAAUGCUUCAUGCUUGGAAAGCUUCUAAUAUUUUUUAUUUUAUUUUAUUUAUAUUUUUUUGCAUGUGUUUUUUUUUCGAUUGAGUACCAGACUCACUUGGUCCUUGCUCUAUUUGUAAUUAUUAGCAGGGCCCAACAGUUGACUCUAAGACAGCACAAACUAUUUUUAAGAAAUGUAGUGAAGAACAUGAAGUACAGGGCUAGUACUCAGAGGUGUGGACUUGGACUCCAGUUGCAAUUUUAAAGAGUUUGGACUCGACCUGAAAAUAUCAUCAAAUACUUCACCCGACUUGGGCUUUAACAUCAAUAGCUGCGUUUCCAUUGCAGUUUUUCGCUAAAUAAAAGCGCUAUUUCUAAAACUUUCGACAAAGUGUUUCUAAUAAAGGGUGUUUUGCGUCAUGAGCUGCAAUCCUGGUAAACUCUCAUCCCCCGAGACUCUACUUUGAGGAAGGUAUUGCAGACACCCGUGCCGUGAUGUCAAUAGAUUACGAAGGCUGCGAGAAAGUCAACGUCCUUAUGGCCCCCUCGACAUUGUUAGGGCAAGCCUGUGGGUCGGCCUCUAUUGCCGGGAAGGGACCCGCGAGAUGGCUCGGUGCAGCGGUGCCGCCUCGCUCCCUUCCAGCUGAUCGAUUGGAGACUUACGGCCCCCUUGACAUUGUUUGGGCAUGUGGGUCUCUCCGAGCCUGCUGGUAGGCCUCUACUGCUAGGAAGGCAUCUGCAAAACGGACGCCCCGUUCCCCCAGGCUGACUGAUCGGAUGUGAGACAAGACAACCUGUGUGCCCUAGUUGUCCUGCGUUGGUACCCCGCCAGUUCGGUGUUAUUAUGUGAAAAGUGAUUCUGUCAUACUUUUGUGAAACACUUCAAUAUCAAAACGUGUCAAAAACCACCUCAUGAGAGCGCAGAAAUGUUUCAGCAACAUUUGAGAGGUUUAUCGAAAUAUGGGUACUGUAUGAGCCAAUAAGUUUCUUAUUGAGAUCUUUAGGUUUUGCGCAUUUCUCGGGUUAAUGAAAACGCAGACACUGA
Messenger RNA from Nerophis lumbriciformis (worm pipefish), 2995 nucleotides. RefSeq lists its product as uncharacterized. Lineage: Eukaryota; Metazoa; Chordata; Actinopteri; Syngnathiformes; Syngnathidae. The record is from RefSeq and is a predicted model, not a curated record.